Molecule: messenger RNA, 606 nt
Organism: Metschnikowia bicuspidata var. bicuspidata NRRL YB-4993
Lineage: Eukaryota; Fungi; Ascomycota; Pichiomycetes; Serinales; Metschnikowiaceae
Source: RefSeq, a predicted model, not a curated record
ACGGACAGAAUAUAAAUUAUAAAACAGUGAAUUUUGUACAAGAAAGCAAACCAACCGAACCGGUUUACCCAUCCUGUUUAUUAGGAUCUUUCAUGCUUUGGGUAUUGGAACGCUUGAGAUACUUGUAAAUAUGAUUGUAAUGGAAAGAUGCAAAGGACGGGUAUCGCGGCCUAGUUGGGAAUAAGAAAUGAGUUCGGAACUCUUAUAUACUAUAGUGGCCAUAAUUUCUGUCUUUACUGCCAAAGGAAAGUCAUCACCUAUCAAGUUAUAUCGUUCUAUUCUAGUCUUGUUACUUCGGCAGGAACCAGCUUCGAUUAGUCUUUCACCCCUAUACAUAGGCUCGACGAUAGCUUUGCACCUCAGAACUGAUAUGAUCCUCCGGCAGAGUUUCCUCUGGCUUCAACUUAUCCAGAUAUAGUUCACCAUCUUUCGGGUCCCAGCAGCUAUGUCUACUCAAAUCAGGGUUUAGACCUUGAUGUGGUCGGAGCUGCACUUUGCGCUCCUACUAAUUUCAUGUUUGGGUUUUGAAAAACUCAAACACUCGCAUAGACGCUAGACCCCUUGGUCCGUGUUUCAAGACGGGCGACUUGCAACCAUUACGCCAGC